This is a messenger RNA of Ixodes scapularis (black-legged tick), 957 nucleotides long. Its product is annotated as kinesin-like protein KIF21B. The transcript is spliced from 6 exons. The coding region runs from base 1 to 957 and encodes 318 amino acids. NCBI's taxonomy places the organism in Eukaryota, Metazoa, Arthropoda, Arachnida, Ixodida, Ixodidae. The record is from RefSeq and is a predicted model, not a curated record. Gene Ontology annotation, molecular function: microtubule binding; ATP binding; microtubule motor activity. Gene Ontology annotation, biological process: mitotic spindle organization; microtubule-based movement.
AUGAGCACUGGGUACGGCCUGAACCUGGACGAGCACGAGCGGGGCGUCAUUCCCCGGGCGGUAGAUCAGCUCUUUGCCGGCAUUGCUCGGCGCCAGGCGGAGGCCCGGGAGAAGGGGGCCCCUGUCCCGGACUUCAAGGUUCACGUUCAGUUCAUGGAGGCUGAUCCAUGUGUGUCCCAUUUUGGAUAUAUCCAGGGAAGCAAGUCUCGCAUCAAAAUCCACGAGGACGUGAAGGGCGAGAUCUAUUCCAUAGGAGUGGCCACUAAGACCGUUCAAAAUGCCGAACAGGUGAUCAAGUGCCUCGAAUCGGGGGCCCUCUCUCGCACCACGGCCAGCACGGCGAUGAACGUCCAGUCGUCCCGGUCCCAUGCCAUCUUCACCCUGCUCCUCAAGCAGCAGCGCGUCGUCACCCUACCAGUGAGUGACCCUCCGCCAGGCAUUGGAAGCUCUUGUGCGGAGGAGGAGGAGGACAGUGGAGAGGCCUUGAGCGAGUUUGAGACCCUGACGGCCAAGUUCCACUUUGUGGACCUGGCCGGAUCGGAGCGGCUCAAGCGGACUGGAGCCACGGGGGUCCGUGCCAAGGAAGGAAUCUCCAUUAACUGCGGCCUCCUGGCUCUGGGGAACGUCAUCUCCGCACUGGGCGACGCCUCCGGCAAGAUCUCUCACGUCCCGUACCGGGGCUCGAAGCUGACCAGGCUACUCCAAGACUCGCUGGGCGGGAACAGCCGCACCCUGAUGAUAGCGUGCGUGUCGCCGUGUGACCGGGACUUCAUGGAGACCCUGAACACGCUGCGGUACGCCAACCGUGCCAAGCACAUCAAGAACAAGAUCACGGUGAACCAGGACAAGUCGAGCCAGACCAUCGCCCUGCUCAGGCGGGAAGUACAAGACCUGCAGCUGGAGCUCAUGGAGUACAAGCAGGUAACUUCAAACAUCAACCGAGAUCUUCGCAGUUGA